AUGAGUCACCGAAUAUUGAGCCAAGCAGAAUUGGAGAGAAUAGCUGACAGGUUUGGAGAUACAGAGAGUGAAGAUGAGACUACAGCUACUAUCAGAGAAGAGGUCGAUGAUCUGAGCGAUACCCCUAGUGAUCAUAGUGAUCACGAUACUGAAUCAGAGAUAGAACACUCUUCUGAAGAAGAGGAAGAGUUUGACCAAGAACUGACUUCACGAAACUACUACUACGGUCGAAACCGAUACAAGUGGUCUACAACUCCACCUGCGCCAUCUAGAGUGAGACAUAACAUCAUUCAUUUACCUGGUACAGAGGACCAGCUCUAA
Molecule: messenger RNA, 321 nt
Organism: Acanthoscelides obtectus
Lineage: Eukaryota; Metazoa; Arthropoda; Insecta; Coleoptera; Chrysomelidae
Source: the annotation of a GenBank genome assembly